AUGUCCUUCGGCACAGUCUACACCCGCGAUGGCAACCCCCGCACCGUCUCCAUCCGCGCCAUAGCCGCGGCCGACAACCUCGACAUAAGCUACCAAUUCGUGCAAGGCGCCAAAGAAGCCGGCGCCGAAUACCUCGCCCUCAACCCCUUAGGCAAGGUCCCCACCUUAGUCCGCAGCGACGGCUUCGUCCUGACCGAAACACUCGCCAUAAACUUGUACCUCGCGCAGCAGAAUCCCAAGACAACCCUGCUCGGCUCGUCGCUAGAGGAGUACGCCACGAUAAUCCGGUGGAUGUCAUUCGUCAACAACGACGUAUACGACGUGCUCGGGGGCUGGUUCCUCCCAUUAAUUGGGCGGAGGCCGUAUGUGAAGGAGAGUGUGCUGGAGCAUAUCGAGUUGACCGAGAAGAGGUUGCGGAUGAUUGAGAAUCAGCUGGGGAAGAGUCGGUAUUUGGCGGGGGAGAAGUUGACGCUGGCGGAUCUGUUUGUGUGUGGGUUGUUGGCGGCGGGGUUUCAGUGCUUUUUUGGGAGGGAGUGGAGGGAGAGUCAUCCGGAGUUUACGAGGUGGUCGAGGGAUGUUUAUCAUCAGGAGAUUUAUCAGAUGGCGUUGGCGCCGGAGAAGAGGGGGAAGUUGUUUGAGAUUGAGGUGGCGUUGCCGAAUGAGCCGUUUGAGGAUCCGACGAAGUUUGCGAGGUAG
Messenger RNA from Fulvia fulva, 696 nucleotides. RefSeq names its product Putative sterigmatocystin biosynthesis protein stcT. The transcript is spliced from 2 exons. Lineage: Eukaryota; Fungi; Ascomycota; Dothideomycetes; Mycosphaerellales; Mycosphaerellaceae. The record is from RefSeq and is a predicted model, not a curated record. The coding region runs from base 1 to 696 and encodes 231 amino acids. Gene Ontology annotation, cellular component: cytoplasm; nucleus.